ACUUUAGAAGCUAAUUAGCUAGCUUUUUCAUCAUAAUCUUCUUCUUCUAAACAAAAAAAAAAAAAAAAAAAGAAAAUGGCUGCGAAAAAUUAUGUGAUCAUUUGGUUGGUUGCCAGCUUCUUAGUGUGGCUAACUCCAACACCAUCCCACUGUGCGGAUCCGGAUCCACUUCAGGACUUUUGCCCCGCGGAUUUGAAUUCUCCCAACUUUGUAAACGGGUUCCCAUGCCGGAAUCCGUCUACUGUGACGUCAGAUGACUUCUUCUUCGACGGUUUCAAUAGGGUAAAGGGAACCCAGUUUGAUCUCUUUGGGCUCAACUCUACUUUUGGAGAAGUGACCACAUUUCCAGGCUUAAAUACACAAGGAAUCGCCCAGAACCGAAUCCGAAUCCGCGCUGGCGGGAUCAACCAACCUCACAUUCAUCCCCGGGCAACCGAGUUGUCCAGGAUGGAUGAAGGAGCGUUGUUCGUAGGUAUAAUAACAACUGCUGGGAAAUUUUAUUCCAAAAUUGCCCGCAAAGGAGAGAUGUUCGUGGUACCUCGAGGGUUGCUUCAUUUCGAACUCAAUAUUGCAAAAGAGACCGCAACAUUUUUUGCUAGUUUCAACAGUCAAAAUCCAGGGGUAAUAAGGUCAGUUCCGGCUCUCUUCAAUUCAACGCCUCCGGUUCCGAUUGAAGUACUGACGACAGCAUUUCGGGUGAAUAAAAACAUCAUUGAGUCAAUCAGAGCUAACGUUACUGCUGAAUUGGUCAAAAACGGAUAUCUCAAGCCGUAACAUCCAUAUCCUUAUAUAUAAAUUAAUAAAUAUAUGCUCGCGGGGAAUUAAGUCCGAAAUAAAUAAACUUAUAUGAAUAAUAUUGAUUUAUGCCCGCGGGGGGAAGAUGCUUAUAAAAUAAUUAGACGGGCUUUAUGUGAUUUAGUUUCAUCAAACCCUAAUUUAAGUCCGAAAUUUGUAAUAUAAUAUUGUGGCAGCUUGUGUAAGAAAACUCGUCAAAGGGUUAUUUAUCUGUGUUUUUCGUUUAUUAUUAUUCUCUUGUUGUGUGA
Molecule: messenger RNA, 1043 nt
Organism: Oldenlandia corymbosa var. corymbosa
Lineage: Eukaryota; Viridiplantae; Streptophyta; Magnoliopsida; Gentianales; Rubiaceae
Source: the annotation of a GenBank genome assembly